Clunio marinus is the source of this 4566-nucleotide messenger RNA. NCBI's taxonomy places the organism in Eukaryota, Metazoa, Arthropoda, Insecta, Diptera, Chironomidae. The record is from the annotation of a GenBank genome assembly.
GUCUAAAUUGCAUCUUCAACAAAAACACAAAUAUGUUCGAAUAAAUUUGGAAUUUCGUAGCUUAUCUCCUUUGCAAUAGAAAUAUUAUACAAUUCACUGAAAACUUGAAACCCAGUUUUAAGAUUCUUGCUGAAAUGGAUCAGAAAAAGUUUAAAACUAAAGAGGAAAUUGCAAAGGCAUUUGAUAAUCUUCCUGAGCGUAAAAGUAAAAUCGCUACGAUACUCAAAGACGAAAAUGUCGCUUAUUGCAUAUGCAGAUCCAGUGACUCUUCUCGGUUCAUGAUUUGCUGUGACUUUUGUGAGGAAUGGUAUCAUGGUGACUGUAUUAAUGUGACAGAGAAGGAAUCGAAAGCAAUCAAGAAGUAUUAUUGCGAUAAAUGUCGAGAAAUUGAUCCAACAUUACGAACAGUCAUUAAGGGAACUUCAAAUCAGCAACCAAAUUUCCAAUCACAUUCAAAGGAAAAAGACAAAGAUAAACAAGCAGAAAGAGAUGUUAUGAAGAAGAAGAAAGAGAAGAUUGAUGUUCGUUGUGGGCAUUGUGAAGGUUGUCGAUCCAGAGUUAAUGGCAAGAAGGGAAAGUGUGAAAAACGUCUCAGCGCCUAUCAACUUAAAAAGAAAGAAAAGAAGAUAAAGGAAGGACGAAUAAAGAAAAGAAAGCGAUCGUUAACACCAGAAAUUGUGUUGAAUCCAGCAUUAGAAGGGAUAAGACAUUGUUAUGGUCCCGAAUGUCGCAAUACAGCUCGUCCCCAAUCAAAAUAUUGUUCCGAUAGAUGUGGCAUGUCACUUUCAAAUAAAAGAAUAAACUUUUUCCUUCCAUCACGUCUCACUGAAUGGAAUUGCUCGCCUUGUGUUGCGAAGGAAAAUAAUAAAAAAGCUUUAGAGAAAAAUCGAGCAAAGCAACACAUAGUAAGAGCAACAUUAAGUGAGUUGGAUAAACGUCAUAAGGAGCUUGAUUUAUUGGUUGAGCUAUCCAAACGCUGUACUCUCGAUGAAAAAUUCAAUGAUACCGUCGAAGUCGAAGAUGAAUCUUCAAUGUAUUGUGUCACUUGUGGUCAUGAGAUUCACACAAGAACAGCUAUUCGACAUAUGGAACGAUGCUUCAACAAAUAUGAAUCACAAGCUAGCUUUGGAAGUAUCUUUAAAACACGCAUUGAUGGAGGGAAUUCAAUGUUUUGCGAUUUUUAUAAUCUUACGAGUAAAACUUACUGCAAGAGACUUCGAGUUCUUUGCCCUGAGCAUUCAAAAGAUUUAAAAGUUAAUGAUGAUGAUGUUUGUGGAAGUCCUUUAACAAAAAAUGUAUUUGAACUUACUGGCGAAUAUUGUCGUGCACCUAAAAAAUCUUGUUUCAAGCAUUACUGCUGGGAAAAGAUAAGACGAGCUGAAAUUGAUCUUGAACGUGUUCGGCAAUGGCUGAAGAUGGAUGAAUUACUUGAGCAAGAGAGGCAAAUUAAACAAUCUAUGUCAUCGAGAAAUGGAUUACUUGGCUUGCUACUCCACUCAACGUUUGAUCACGAAGCAGCUGCAAGAGCUGCAAGGAUGCAACAAUUCAAAACAAUGCAAUAAUUUUUAACGUUUUUUUUUAAAAGUUAUUAUUAAACCGAUUCAAUUCUUUUAUUCAACCGUUUCAUUUUUAAAGAAAGUUUGGAAUAUCAAAAUAUUAUUUCAGUCUUGUUUCAACAUUAAAUCACUGCAAAAUGAAAAUUUUGCUAACCAUUUUAUGUGCUUUUGUAAUAGGAGCUUCUGCUUCCGCUUUGCUUGGAAGAAAGAAAUGUACGUAUGGUCCAAGUUAUUGGUGUAGUUCUAUUCCGAAUGCAAAAUCUUGUGGUGCUGUCAAACAUUGUAUUAAAGCAGUUUGGGAAAAACAACAUGUUCCGGAAGAUACUGACAGCAUUUGUAAAAUAUGUGUAGACAUGGUUGGACAAGCGAGAGAUCAACUUGAGAGUAAUGAGACUCAAGAAGAGAUUAAAGAAGUUUUUGAAGGCUCAUGUGACUUAAUUCCAAUCAAACCGGUGAAAAUUGAAUGCAAAAAGUUGGCCGAUGGUUUCAUUCCUGAAUUAAUUGAAGCUUUAGCAUCACAAAUGAAUCCUCAAGUUGUUUGUUCGACUGCUGGUCUUUGCAAUAGUGAAAAGAUCGACAAAAUGUUGGAAGAAUUUGAAGCCGAAAAGAAAUCAAAUCUUUUGAGUUGCGAUCAAUGCGACAACAUUGGGAAUGUCAUUUCUCAUAAAUUCCACACAUCAACUCGUGAUCAAAUUCUUGAUGGAUUUCUAGGAUUCUGUGGACGUUUGUCAUCAUUUUCCGAUGCUUGCUCAAGCUUGAUUCUGACAUAUUUCAACGAUAUUUAUGACGAAUUGUCCAAGAGUUUAAAUGCUGAUGCGAUUUGUCAUAUGAGCGGCGUUUGCUCAGCAAAAUUCCAUCAACACGAUGAUGACUCAUCGGCUGUAAAGAUCGAAACAUUAUCAAACGUUGGAUUUAUUAAGAAUAAAGAAGCAGGUGAGGACGUUCCAUGUGAGCUGUGUGAACAAUUGAUUAAACAUUUGAGAGAUAUGUUGGUUGCUAACACAACAGAACUUGAAUUCAAAACUGUUCUUGAAGGACUUUGCAAGCAAACAAAGAAAUCUUUCCAACAGGAAUGUGUAAGCUUAGUCGAUCAAUAUUAUCCAAUAAUUUAUGAAACACUCGUCAACAAUCUCGAUGCUAACGGCGCUUGUUUCAUGAUUGGAGUUUGUCCUAAAGGAAAUAAUCAGCCAUUUGUUGCUCCAUCAAAUCCAAUGUUACCAGUCAAUCAGGAACUCCCAAAACGACAAAAACUUGGUGUUAAUGAGAAGGCAAUUGACCUCAUGCCACUUCCUAUUGACCAAUUGAUGGGAAUCAAGACAAUUGAUCAAUUGCAGCUUGUUGAUGGUGGCGAAUGGUGCACAGUUUGUCAAUAUUUCAUGCACUUUAUUCAGGAAGAGUUGAGUGAUGCUAAAAAUGAAGAUGAAAUCAAAAAUCUUGUUGGAAAAAGUUGCAAGAAAUUCCCAACAAAAUUGGCAGGCGAAUGUCUCAGUUUUAUCGAACUUUAUGGCGAUGCAAUUGUCGCAUUGAUUGUUCAAGAAAUUGAUCCACGCGAAAUUUGUCCACAGUUGAAAAUGUGCCCAGAAAAUAUUAAAGAUGCGGAAAUUAUCAAAAUCGAUGAAAUGGAUGUGCAGAUUAAUGAAGAAUCGAAACCAACAUGUCCACUUUGUGUUCUGGUUGUACAGGAAACAGAAAAUUAUAUCAAGACUGAAAAGACGAAGGAAUCAGUUAAGAAAGCUCUUGAUAAAGUUUGCUCAAGAUUGCCACCAAAGCCUCAACUGCAAUGCACAGAUUUCGUUCAAACUUAUUACGAUGAAUUGUUGGAGAAAUUAUUGUCAGACUUUUCACCGAAAGAUGUCUGCACUGAGAUGAAAUUGUGCCCCGCACUUAUUGGUGAUAUCGAUGAAAGUUCCAUAAAAGUUGGAAUUGAUAAAAUCGAUAACAUUCCAUAUGUUGGUGGUGACAUUGACACAAAUGAAAUUCCCGACUACACAAUCAAUGGACAACCAAUAAAUGCACAAGAAAUCGAAGAAUCUGGCGAAUGCAUGCUUUGUGUUGAAGUUGUUGGUGGUGCAGAAAAUAAAAUCAGAAAGGGAAUGAAAAAGGAACAAAUUGAAUCGAUCUUGCUUCGUGAAUGCUCGAAAUUCCGUGCAUAUGAAGAUGUUUGUGAUGGUUUUGUGAAGAAAAAUGUCGACAAGAUUAUUGAAUUGUUAGCUAACGAAAUGUCACCAAAACAAGUGUGUCAGCAACUUUCACUCUGUGCUAAGAAGCCGCAAGAUUUAGAAAUUGAUGAAGCAAUCAUUGUCAAUGUUUUCGCAGUUCCAUCAUAUCCACAUUCAAAGCUUGUUCGUGUUCCAUUGCAAAAGAAUGAAGUGAAAAAAUCAGUACCGCCAGUGGCUGACGAUCCACAAUGCGUUGUCUGUGAGUUUGUGAUGACAAAGUUAGAAGCUGAAUUGAAGGACAAAAAAACACGCGAUGAAAUUCGAACAGCUGUGGAGAAUAUUUGCACGAAAAUGCCGAAAUCAAUCUCAAAGCAAUGCACGAAAUUCGUCGAGGAAUACGCAGAUCUGAUCAUCACUUUAGUUGACACAGUUCCACCUAAAGAGAUUUGUCAACAAAUGGGAUUGUGCCCAAUUCAGAAGAAGGAACAACGUCUUUUGGGCGAAAGUGAAUGCACUUGGGGUCCAAGUCACUUCUGUAGCAACGAAAAGAUUGCCGAAGCAUGCAAAGCUACAAAAUACUGUCAAGAUAGAAAAUUGGGAAUGUUUGCUUAGGACGCUCGUUUUCAUCCCGUGAUGGUUUAAAAAGUGCUGCGAUAUUCAAUAACAAUUUUAUUUUCUUAUAAUCUCUUUCAAUUAUCUAAUCCUUUAAUUUUUCAUCUUCAACUGUCGUAGACUCUCUCGAAUGACAUUUAAUUUUGUUUGUUUUGUUAAUGUGAAUAGAGAUUAUUAGUAGCAAACAGAAUUUGAUUAAAAACAAUAAAAGAAAAACAAAUUUACUAUUAAUCCAGAGA